AUGAUGAAGUCGAACGUGCUCAAGUGUGACUUGUGUUGUUUCUCCAAAGAUGGGUUAUUCUUACUCUACGCAAUUGCAAAUAAAAUAAUUCUAAUAGAAUCUGUGUCGUUUCACUUAAGUCGGGUUUAUGUGAACAGCUACAAAGUCGACUCGAUUGAGUUUUCCGAGGAUCACAUUCAUUUCUUGGCGUUAGCAAAGGAGCAGGGGUGCGUCUGCAUCUACUCUCUGUAUAGCAGUAACCUCGUUAGCAUAAUACAGGACGCUUUCCAGUCCUACGUCUGUUCCUUUUUCCUGGGCCAGGGGACGAACAUAUUCAUUCAGAAGUAUGAGCGGAAAUGCAUAAGUAUCUACGACUUGAACGACACGGAGCAUUGUCUGGUUACCAUCCAACAUGUGAAGUCGAAAGGGAAGAAAGCGUAUUGUCUGAGCGAAGGACAUGAUAUCCUCGCCUGCCUAACCGAAUCGAACAAGCAAAACAGAAUAGCGUUGCUCUGUUUGCAGAGCUAUAAAGUAAAAAACGAAAUAAUCUGCACGAACUUCACUCCGAGUGAGAUAUUUUUCUCCCCACUGAAUGACGUUAUAGCUUAUAGUAAUAAAUACAAAUCGGUGCAUGUGUACAAGUCCAGUGGGGACCUACUCUAUGUGUAUAAUUUCGGGGCGAACUUAGCAUGUGUAACUGUCGCGUCGAACAAUAAGGAGCGGAAUGUCCUCUCACUGGGAAUGGAAGACGGAGUUGUCACAAUUCUACACCUGGAAAACUUGAAAGAAAUAAAAAAAAUAAUUUUAAGCGAGACGGUGAUAAUGAACGAGCAAAUGAAAAUAUAUAAAGAAAACACCUCCACGAGGAUUUUCCUAAACGGGGUUCUAUCGCCUGACGCGACCCCCCAAAAGGAGAGAAAGGCAAACUUUUCCUUUUACAGCAACGUCUCGGAAGGAGUUAAGGAAGGUGAAUACAAACUGCUGAAGUGUGAGAAGGAAAAAGGAGGUGACUCUGUUCCGAAGGGGAUAACGGAUGUAUUUGCUCCAGUGGGGAUCACCUUUUUAUCUUUCAGUUUGUGUGGGACCUUCAUGUCGGUCAUAAGUGAGAACCAUAACAACGUGGUCCGAAUUUAUACAACGAAGAAUUACACCUGUGUAGCCAUACUGCAACAGAAAAAAAAAAUAACCUACUUACGGUGGGAUCAUGUUCUGUACAAGGCAAGGUUGCUCAUUUGCACGAAUUCGCCGCACUUGUUUGUGUGGCUUCCGAACGAGUGCUCCAUCCUGGAAAUGCCUUGCGGGUUCAUGUGCAAAGAGGCAGAGUGGAACUGCCACGGAACGGCCCUACUGGCAAAGAGUGAGAAAGGUCUAGUCGUAUUUCAUGCAAAGCAGAUUGCACAUUCACGAUGA
Molecule: messenger RNA, 1389 nt
Organism: Plasmodium coatneyi
Lineage: Eukaryota; Apicomplexa; Aconoidasida; Haemosporida; Plasmodiidae
Exons: 12
Coding region: 1-1389 (462 amino acids)
Biological process (GO): mitotic sister chromatid segregation; microtubule anchoring at mitotic spindle pole body; protein localization to mitotic spindle pole body
Cellular component (GO): microtubule organizing center; MWP complex; mitotic spindle
Molecular function (GO): protein binding
Source: RefSeq, a predicted model, not a curated record